Messenger RNA from Vigna unguiculata (cowpea), 1205 nucleotides. It is a transcript of the gene STK, whose product is annotated as K-box region and MADS-box transcription factor family protein. The record is from RefSeq and is a predicted model, not a curated record. Gene Ontology annotation, cellular component: nucleus. Gene Ontology annotation, molecular function: RNA polymerase II transcription regulatory region sequence-specific DNA binding; protein dimerization activity; DNA-binding transcription factor activity. Gene Ontology annotation, biological process: positive regulation of transcription by RNA polymerase II. Lineage: Eukaryota; Viridiplantae; Streptophyta; Magnoliopsida; Fabales; Fabaceae.
UAACUAACCCUUCAUCACCCUCAUUUUCCUUCAUCAUCUUUCUUCCUCCAUCACUUUCCAAGUUUUUCAUUCAAAAUCGUCUUUGUUCGGAGUUAACCUGAGAAGAUCCACUUCACAAAUCACAAGCCUUUCUUUCUGGCCCUCCAGGGACCCAAAGAAAGAGAGGAACCAGGCACUACUCACACAUACAUAGAUAUACAUCAUACAAACAAAAACACCGAUGAAGGAAAAGUGUUAUAACUUAAACCUGCGCUUUCACAAAAGGGAGUUGAAGAAUGGGGAGAGGAAAGAUUGAAAUCAAAAGGAUCGAGAACACCACAAAUCGGCAGGUAACGUUCUGCAAGAGAAGAAACGGGCUUCUGAAGAAAGCUUAUGAGUUAUCAGUGCUGUGCGAUGCAGAAGUGGCUCUCAUUGUCUUCUCCAGCCGUGGCAGACUCUAUGAGUAUUCAAACAACAACAUAAGAUCAACAAUUGAGAGAUACAAAAAGGCAUGUUCAGAUCAUUCUAGUACCAGCACUACCACUGAAAUCAAUGCUCAGUAUUAUCAACAAGAAUCUGCAAAGCUGAGACAGCAAAUACAGAUGCUGCAAAAUUCAAACAGGCACUUGAUGGGUGAUGCUUUAAGCACACUGACCGUGAAGGAACUUAAGCAGUUGGAGAAUAGACUUGAAAGAGGAAUCACUAGAAUCAGAUCUAAGAAACAUGAGAUGCUACUGGCAGAAAUUGAAUACUUCCAGAAAAGGGAGAUUGAACUGGAAAAUGAGAAUCUUUGUCUUCGGACAAAGAUAACUGACGUUGAGAGGAUUCAGCAAGUAAACAUGGUUUCUGGGCCAGAGCUGAAUGCGAUUCAGGCAUUGGCUUCUCGUAACUUCUUCAAUCCAAACAUGAUGGAGGGUGGAUCUGUUUACCCUCAGUCAGAUAAGAAGAUUCUUCAUCUUGGGUGACGAAUAUGUAAUAUUAGCCAACUACGUAUCCAAUUAGCCAGCGGCUAAAUCCAUUAUUACUACUCUUUCGAUUGCUCAUUAGACCAAGUCAUCUCUUACGUCGUUCAAUUCUCUUUUUCAAUAUAUAUAUAUAUGCAUCAUGGAUACUUAUAUUAUUAUUAUUAUAUAUAUAUAUGUAUUGAUGAUUCCAUGAUAUGAUAUAACAAUCUAUGUUGCUAGAAAAUAAUUAAAAAAUAGUUGUGUAUGAAGACAUUAAGCUAU